Vanrija pseudolonga is the source of this 1512-nucleotide messenger RNA. Its product is annotated as MFS transporter prlL. NCBI's taxonomy places the organism in Eukaryota, Fungi, Basidiomycota, Tremellomycetes, Trichosporonales, Trichosporonaceae. Gene Ontology annotation, cellular component: membrane. Gene Ontology annotation, molecular function: transmembrane transporter activity. The transcript has 5 exons. Bases 1 to 1512 code for a protein of 503 amino acids. Gene Ontology annotation, biological process: transmembrane transport. The record is from RefSeq and is a predicted model, not a curated record.
AUGUCUGAGAAGGAGCACUACUACGCAGACGAGAAGGCCGAGAUCAAGGCCGACGUCCAGACGACUUCGGCGGUAGGCAGUGUAGCUGGCGACGACCCGGUGCUGCUGUCCUACACGCACAAGGAGGAGCGCGGGCUUAUCCGCAAGAUGGACUUUGCCCUGUUGUCCUUCUCCAUGGGCAUCUACAUCACGGCGUUCAUCGACCGCGGUUCGCUUGGCAACGCGCGCCUGAUGGGCAUCACCAAGGACGUGCUCCACGGCAACGACAAGAACUUUUCCUUUGCGCUCAGCUGCUUUUUCAUCUUUUACAUCGUCUUCUCGAUACCCGGCACAUUGUUCUCAAAGAUCGUGCCCCCCAGUACCUCGCUCGGACUCGGGUGCUUCAUGUGGUCGGCGGGCGCAGCGGGCAUUGCUGCGACGCACAACCCUGCCGGCGUGUACGUGUGCCGCAUGCUCAUUGGCCUCGGCGAGGCGACGUUCGGUCUCGGCGUAGCCCUCCUCUUCUCGUUCUGGUACACCAAGGAGGAGCUGCAGAAGCGCUUCGGCGUUCUCAUCUCGGGCGCCGGCCUGGCGGGCGCCUUUGGCGGCCUCAUUGCGUUCGGCGUAAACUCGAUCAAGCACAGCAAGAUUGCCCAGUGGCGUAUCUUGUUCAUGAUCGAGGGAUUCCCCGGCAUCGUCCUCUCCGUCAUGCUCUUCUUCAUGCUCCCGACCUACCCUGAUGCCAAGAGCCGCUACUUUACCGAGCGCCAGCGCGAGAUCGCCAUUGCCCGCAUGGCCAAGGACUCCAUCCACGAGGGAGACAACGGCCUCGACAUGCGCGGCCUCCGUCGCGCCGUCCUCGACUGGAAGUCGUGGGUCAUGUGUGUCAUUUUCGCUUGUUAUUGCGCGAACACGGCCAGCGUCAACGGCUUCUUCCCGACCCUCAUCCGCUCUCUCGGUUAUCAGGGCGCUCGUGCCCAGCUCUUCACAGUGCCCCCGUACGCCGUCGGCCUGGUGGUCACCUUCAUCGUGACGGUUACGUCUGACCGCAUCCAGCGGCGCGGAUACCUCAUCGCCCCAACGUUCAUGCUCGGCUGCCUGGGCUGGGCGCUCAUGCUCGGGCUCGACGCGGCCUCGAAGAGCCGGAGCAUCCUGCACGCACGGUACUUUGGCUGCAUCUGCCUCGUGUCCGCAGCGUACGCGACCGUUCCCAUGAUUGUCGGCUGGGUGACGGCCAACACGCCGUCACACUCGCAGCGCGCGAUGGGCCUCGGCAUGCUCAACACGGUCGGGCAGUGCGCCGCCGUCGGCAUGAGCUACGCCUUCCCCAUCAAGGACACGCCGCACUACCGCCUCGGGCUGGGCCUCAACGUCGGCUUCACGAUCCUCGGCGCGAUACUCGCGCUCGCCAUGACCGCGUACUUCAAGUACGAGAACGCGCGCCGCGACAGGCUCGAGGGCGAGGUCGACCAGAGCAAGUUGAACGUCCAGGAGGACUUUGAUCUGGCCAGGGGGUUCCGGUACGCGCUUUAG